Molecule: messenger RNA, 927 nt
Organism: Ictalurus punctatus (channel catfish)
Lineage: Eukaryota; Metazoa; Chordata; Actinopteri; Siluriformes; Ictaluridae
Product: myosin light chain 4
Exons: 1
Coding region: 116-733 (205 amino acids)
Cellular component (GO): myosin II complex
Molecular function (GO): calcium ion binding
Source: RefSeq, a predicted model, not a curated record
AGACGAUCUCAUCCUCUGUGGCCUGAGCUUUCUGACCCCUCUCGCUGUCUCUGACCUCAAAACAUAACAAUAAUCCCAGCCGUUAUUAUUAAAGAGUCUCUCUUCCACAGCACCCAUGGCCCCUAAGAAAGUCGAAGCCAAGAAGCCGGAGCCCAAAAAGCCCGAGCCGAAGAAGCCCGAGCCGAAAAAAGAGGCCGCCCCGACGCCAGCUCCCGCCGCUCCGGUCGAACCCGAGCCGCCCAAGGAACCGGCGUUUGACCCAAAGAGCGUGACGGUGGAGUUCACAGCUGAGCAGAUCGAGGAGUUCAAGGAAGCCUUCCAGCUGUUUGACCGCACACCGACGAACGAGAUGAAGAUCACGUACGCGCAGUGCGGAGACGUGAUGAGGGCGCUCGGUCAGAACCCCACCAAUGCCGACGUCCUGAAGGUCCUCGGAAAGCCACGGGCCGAGGAGAUGCACAGCAAGAUGCUGGACUUUGAGACCUUCCUGCCCAUGCUGCAGCACAUCUCCAGGUCCAAGAAUAAAGGCAACUUCGAGGACUUCGUCGAGGGCCUGCGGGUCUUUGAUAAAGAAGGCAACGGGACCAUCAUGGGGGCGGAAUUGCGUCACGUCCUGGCGACGCUCGGAGAGAGGAUGACCGAGGACGAAGUGGAUCGACUCAUGGCGGGGCAAGAGGACGCCAACGGAUGCAUCAAUUACGCAACUUUUGUCAAACAUAUCCUCUCUGGUUGAGCUGGACUUGGGAUAAAAUUUCAUUAUAAAGCAUUUUAAAGGUUUAUGAUGUAUUAGUGGCAGCUUAACGCAAUAGUAAUGUAGUUUUGUAGACAAAUACGUCUGUCACAAGAGACGAUUACGAGAAACUCUUUACUUUUCCAAAUAUUUAAUUGCAUACUCAAACAUGUAAGGAAUAAAACGUGACUCAUGAA